GGACAAACGCGCAUUGGGAAAGCUCAACUUGUCGCGAUUUCUACGCAACAGGCGAGACUAAACCCCACAAUGCCUGCGAUUGAAUUUUUCAGCCGCAAAAAAUUAUAAAUGAGUAAAAUGUUUGAUGGAACUUUUAACGGACUUUGCGGUGGGGAGGAAUUUUCAAGCGUAAAUAUUUACACCGCGUCUAGUUUUAAAAAUAACGCUUGGAGAUAAUCGCAGCGUCCAGCGUCGUCGCAGCUUGCUUUUUGCCAUUUAAAAUAAACAUCGUGUACAGCAUGAAAUGCGCCACUCUUGAGCCAUCCAUCACACUUACCACCUCGAAAUAAAACAAAAGUCUAAAAUGAAAAAUUGGCCCUCGAUCAAGCGCAAUCUAACAUGACGCCAAGAUAUGACUUUAAAUCACAGCAAAACGUGGCCAGUGAGCACUUUGGCCGUGGUGCAGCUCCGGGUGGACUCACAUGGACGCACCUACAGCACACUCACCGGAAAUCCGGCUGAAGCCCCGGAGCUUCGCGCCAGGCAUGAGGACUCGGGCCUUGUCGAGGAAAAUCACAAUUCGGAAAAUGGGACAAAUGAGGUAGAAAACCUGAGAAUGGCAGGGCGGAGGACCGUCAGGACAGACACCGUUUCCACCAUUUUGGAACAGGACACCGAGUUCGAGGAGCAACCCGAGGAGCCAGGCAAAUGCGACCCCUCCUUGGAGAAAUUCCACGUCCUGGCGCUCACCCGCAUCGAGGAGAACCUCAACGAGGGCGAGUUCUACGCCCUCGGCCGCCGUCCCAGCAUCAAAGUGGACAACUGGGACUUUAUCUACACCGAGACUAAGCCCAACAGGUGUCCCAUCCACGACCCAGCCCCCAAAGAGCCCCCCGACCUGCCGUUGGACGCCCGCAAAACCACCACUUUGCGAAGACACUACUACCUGGAGGGCGGCUGGGGCUGGGUGGUGGUGGUGUGUUCAGUGCUGGUGCAUGUGUUGAACCACGGAGUGCAACUGUCGUGCUCGCAGCUGGUUCUCCCGGGGGCAGACAAGUUCAAAGUGGAGACGGUGCACUUUGCAGGAUGGCUGGGGGCGAUGUCGACUGGCGUUGCCUUGCUUAUCUCGCCAGUGACGAUCGCCUUCUGUCGGAGGAAGUCCACCAGGGUCACCGCUGUCAUGGGGGGGCUCAUCACGGCUCUGGGGUGCCUCUUCACCUCGUUUGCCACCCAGUUCCAUCAGCUUUUUUUCAGCUACGGCACUGUGGUGGGCAUCGGUGUGGGCAUAACCCGCGACUGUUCGACUCUGAUGGUGGCCCAAUAUUUCAAGAGACGUCGUGAAUUCGUCGAAAUCUUCAUCGUCUCGGGCAGCGGCCUGGGAAUCGCCACAAUGUCCGUCAUCAUCCGAAGCACAAUAGGGGCGCUGGGCUGGCGCCUCGGCCUGCAGGUGGUGACGGGCGCCAUCUCCGUCACCUUCAUCCUCGGCACGUUUUACCGCUCCGCCUCCCUGUACCACCCCCAGCGGCGCGCCAUCCUCCACAUCAAGAACCAGAAGCGAAAAAUCAAAGACAAGAACAAGAUCGAGGACAAGAUUCCCUUUUUCGAUUUUAGCACUCUCAAGAGUAAAACCGUCCGAAUUCUGCUGAUAUCGACCGGAAUUAGCGCCUUCGGCAUCAACACGCCUCUUUUCUACUUGGCGUAUCAAGCGGAAGUCGAAGGACUCGGCGACUCGACCGUUUUCCUCCAGAUGUACUUGGGCCUGGCUUGGACGGUCGGAUGCGUCGUUUUCAGCACUUUAGUGCUCCACAACUCGACCGAAUGUCGAAUCGCGAGACAAUAUCUGUGCCAAACGGCCGUCUUCAUGUGCGGCUUGUCCAUCCUGGCCUUCACGGUGGUCAGCGGCAACUACCACGCCUACGUCAUGUUCGCCUGGAUUUACGGGAUUUUCUGCGGUGGGUACCACUACUCGCUCAAGAUGUACACGUACGAGAGGGUCCGGGCCCGGAACUUCGCCCGGACUUGGGGCUUCGUCCAGUGCUCGCAGGCCAUACCCAUCGUCAUCGGAGUGCCGUUUUCCGGAUAUAUGAACGAGAAAUGCGGCGACCGCGCCGGCUACUACUUCAGCUCCACGUGCGUGAUCGUGGGCAGCCUCACCCUCUUCCUCAUCGACCUCCACCGCCGCAAGAUCUCCCGCCACAAGCACACCCGCGAGAACGGCACGCGCCACCUGUGCGUGUCCGAGACGUGCCCUCAGAGGCGCAAGUUGUCCUUUUCGCAGGAGCCGGAGAACGACGCCGGGGUGACGGCUGGGGCUGCGGCGGCGGCGUUGGUCUUGGGGGCGGAUCUGGCCCCCAACCAGCCUGCGGGGCUCAUAGACAACAUCAUCGUCUCGAACGACAAGCCGGAACUGACGUGCAUUUCCGAAGAGGGGAUCGCCGACAUGGAUCUUCCCGAUAAUCUCUUAGACGACUUAGAUUACAUAGGAGACUGUAUCACUUCGUGUAAUAAAGUAGAGAAUUAUUUAAUGCUUAGUGAAUUUGAGAAUAAUUUAAUUGCGGAAAUGCCUGUGAUAUUGGACAGGAAAGGCAGGCGGUGGUCGCUGGCCAGGUCCAAACUUGCGCAAAACGAGGAAGGGGACGAGGAGAACGGCGUUGGGGUGAAUAACUCCAAGUGGAAAGUAUUUCCCAAUCGUGUUAUUACUGUCAUUGACGAGUCGUCCGUUUAGAAUAUUAUUGUUCGUUCUUUACUGCCAAUAGUUGUAUAAAGACUACCUCAUAGAUCAACGGCUAAUUCAGAAGUGGAGUACAAUAAGAACUCGGUGUCACGUAUGUAGUGGAAAUGCUGUGUUACUAUUAUUUUGUAGUUAUUUAUAAUAAAUAUUAUAUUCAA
Tribolium castaneum (red flour beetle) is the source of this 2868-nucleotide messenger RNA. RefSeq names its product monocarboxylate transporter 12. Gene Ontology annotation, biological process: transmembrane transport. Gene Ontology annotation, cellular component: membrane. Bases 392 to 2704 code for a protein of 770 amino acids. Gene Ontology annotation, molecular function: monocarboxylic acid transmembrane transporter activity. NCBI's taxonomy places the organism in Eukaryota, Metazoa, Arthropoda, Insecta, Coleoptera, Tenebrionidae. The record is from RefSeq and is a predicted model, not a curated record. The transcript has 8 exons.